This is a messenger RNA of Danio aesculapii, 4298 nucleotides long. RefSeq names its product protein kinase, interferon-inducible double stranded RNA dependent activator (gene prkra). The record is from RefSeq and is a predicted model, not a curated record. The transcript is spliced from 8 exons. Bases 20 to 889 code for a protein of 289 amino acids. Lineage: Eukaryota; Metazoa; Chordata; Actinopteri; Cypriniformes; Danionidae.
CGGCAGACGGGCAGCAGUAAUGGCUGAUUCAAAUGCCACAAUGGCUCCUCAACGCUGCCAGGACAAAACACCCAUCCAGCUUCUGCACGAAUAUGGCAUUAAAAUCAGCAGCGCGCCUCAAUACGAGCUCAUUCACGCGGACGGGGACGCGCACCAGCCGUCCUUCAUGUUUAACGUCACCAUAGGAGAGGUCACAUGCAAAGGCCGAGGAUCCACAAAAAAGGCCGCGAAACAUGAAGCUGCAGAAGCCGCCUUGAAAUUACUGAAGCGAGACAGUCAGAUAAUAGACCAGAGAGACAACAAUGGUCUUUCUCCUGAAGCCGGAGAAGCGUCCAAUCCUGUGGGAAUACUGCAGGAGCUGGCCAUGCAGAGAGUAUGGUGCCUGCCGGAGUAUGUUGUGUUUAUGGAGACUGGGCCGGGACACAUGAAGGAGUUCACCAUUGCCUGCCGUCUAGAGGGACUGGAGGAAACAGGAUCCGGCAGCUCCAAAAAGCUGGCUAGACGAGCAGCAGCUGAAAACAUGAUCUCCAAACUGCAGAGCUUGUCAGGAUCUUCAGAGAUCACGUGGAGUCCACCUUCUCGUGUGUAUGUGGAAAGCUUGCGUAACUCCACUGGUGAGAAGGUCUCGCUGCUGAAGAGGACGCCACUCAGCCUCCCCAACACAGACUACAUUCAGAUGCUGCUGGAGAUCUCACUGGAGCUCGGCUUCCAGGUCACAUACAUCGACAUUGAUGAGCUGACGGUGAACGGUCAGUAUCAGUGUCUGGUGGAGCUCUCCACCCGGCCGGUGACGGUGUGUCAUGGCUCUGGAGUGACCAGCAGUAACGCCCACAACGCCGCAGCCCACAACGCCCUGCAGUACAUCAAGAUGGUGGCCAGCAAACACUAGCAGCAGGUCUGGGGUCUGCAAACACACGCUGGGAAUCUGCUCUUCCAGACGCUGAAGACUGAGCCACACACUGAAGACACACACGGCUCUAUGCAGACAAUAAAUCCAGUUAUUAUGGGUUAUAAACUGUUUAUUACUGGAUGGUGAAAGUGGUAAAUUCACACUAUCAGAUGAACGUUUGAAGUGUGUGUGUGUGUGUGUGUGUACACAGUAGUCAGUGUUUGAAGUGGAUCAAAUCCUUUCAUUAAAGCUGCUCUAAUUCUAGUGAACACCAAUUCCUGUCUUAAUUUUGAAGACGUGUUUUGAUCCUCUUCAAAUGUGGACCACUGUGGAAAUAAGAAGAGUUUAGAUGCCGUCUGAAACUUUCAUCCAAGAGUUGCAUUUCUCUGAGGCCGUUAUGUGUAGUUUCAGUAAUUUUAGUGCAAAGAAAAGGUUAUUUUAUUGCCUUUAAUGUGAAAUAACUAAGAGGAAUAUUAAUAAUAAAUAGAAUGAAGAGGAAAUUUUCAGACGGCACUUAGAUCUGAACUCUUCUUAUACACACCCAGUCAAAAGUUUAAGGUCAGUGUGAUUUUUAAAUGUUUUAAAAUAGGCAUCUUCUGCUCACCAAAGCUGCAUUAAUUUAAUCACACAUACAGAACAGAUGAAUGUUAUUGCACUGUAAAAUAACUGUUCAAAAGUAGAUCAUCAUUUAUUCCAGUGAUUUAAAGAGGAAUUUUUAGCAUCAGUACUCCAAUCUUCAGAGUCACAUGAUCUUUCAGAAAUCACUCUAAUAUUAGUUAUUAUUGUUAUUAUUAUUAAUGUAAUAGUAAUAAAGCAAUAAUGACUGGGGUAAUCAUUUCAUUUGAAACCACAUACAAUAAGUAAUAAAUAAAUAUUUAAUAAAUAUUUCACCUUUUUUACAUUGAAUAAUCAUGAAAAGAAAAUACUGACCCCAAACCUUUGACCGGUUGUCUGUGCGUGUGUGUGUGUGUUUGUGUGUGCGUGCGUAAGUAAUCAUCCUCCUGUGAAUUUGAUUAUUUUUCAUAUAUUUUCUUUUUAAAGUGCAAUGACUUUUUUCUACAGACAUUUUUCACUAUUUUCUGUUAUUUUUCUUUUGGACAGAAAGUCUGAAAGUCUUUUUUUUUUGUCUACAGAACACUAUUGUCCAAUGACUUGCAUAAUUAAGCUUUUAAAUUGCACUUGAAGCUGAAUACUAGUAUCUAAUAUACUGUACUAUUGUAUACUACACUAUAAAAUACUUUCAUCAUGGGUAAACCCCCAAAAAUAGUUUUUUUGAAAUGUAAAAAAUAAUAAUAAUAAUUUAAUUGAUUAAAAAUGUGUAAAAUAUCUGAUAAACAGCACUUAACAGAACAGAAAAUAUUGAAAAAUUUUAAUUUCAUGGGAGGAUAUAUACACACACACACGCACGCACGCACGCACACACACACACACACAGGGUGAUUCAAAAAAAUACCACAACUUUAAAAGUCGAGAACUCUGCAAAGAAGAAAGGAGAGCUAAGCUCUUUCUGUUGUCGAUUUAAAGACGUUCUGAAGGAACUUGAAGUAGGAAUUACUGCAGCUAUCCAAACUGUUAGCCUGAGAUGCUAAAGAGAGUGUGGAACGAGUUCAAGUAUUGGGUUGAUGUCACUCAAAUGUCUGGAGGGGGUCAUAUUGAACUUCUAUCAACUUGUUUUCCACUGAAAAAACUUUCUAAGUACUCUUCACAUUGAUUAAUUACCCAAGGUUCCACCAUGUUUCUUUGAUUAAAUACAGAUUUUCAAAGUUGUGGUAUACUUCAUCAAUCACCCUGUAUAUGUAUGUAUGUAUGUAUGUAUGUAUGUAUGUAUGUAUGUAUGUAUGUAUGUAUGUAUAUAUAUACACACACACACUACUGGUCAAAAGUUUGGGGUCUGUUUUUUUUUUUUUUUUUAAGAAAAUGAUUCUGUUCAUCAAGGCACCGUUUAUUAAGUGUAAUAAAAUUGUUAAAUAUUUAUUUAAAUAUUAAAUGACUGGUUUCUUGUUGUAUGGAGUUUCAAAUGAAAUGAUUACUCCAGGCAUUAUAGCUUUAUUACUAUUACAUUAAUAAUAAUAACACUGAAUUAUAAUAAUAAUUAAUAUUCUAGUGAUUUCUGAAGGAUCAUGCGACGACUGGAGUACUGAAGCUGAAAAUUCACCAUUAAAUCACUGGAAUAAAUGAUUUAAAUGAUUUAAAUUUAGAACAGUUAUUUUAAAAUCCAAUAACAUUUUACAAUUUUAUAAUCGGUUCUGUAUUUAUGAUGAAAAAAAUGCAGUCUUGGUAAGCAGGAGAAGCUUAUUUUAAAACAUUAAAAAUCACACUGACCUCAAACUUUUGACCGGGUAUAUAUAUAUAUAUAUAUAUAUAUAAAACAUUUGAGGUGGGUCAGGAAAUUUAAUGAAAGUUAUCCUAAAACUAUUGAACAUCACUAAAACACCGAGCAUCAAAAUAACCUAUUCUUUCUACUAAGAGUACAAUUACUGAGAAACAGCCUGAGAAAAAUGCACUCAGACGUUUUUGCAUCUAAACUCUUCAUAUGUAUGUACACAUAUAUGUGUACCAGUGUUGCCAGAUUGGAGAUGUCAAAGUAUCGUACCAGAACCUCAAAAUUACUGUAUUUGGAGGAAAAUGAUCAUACACUAUAGUCAAACGGAGAGUAUACAGCUAUUAUCCAGACACAUAGUGUUUUGACACAACGUGCAAAUUACCACAAUACGUAAAAAAAAAAAAAAAAAAACUAGGCAUACCUUAGUGGGAAGGUUCAAACUCCACCUCUGAGUUGCUGUCAUCGAAUGUUGCCAGAUGUUGAGGGAUUUAUUUAGCUGUCUUAGACUGCAAAAUAGUGCUGGUUGGCUUGAAAGCAGUGCACCCUCCCGAAUGGUUGAACACACUUUGAGGUGUGCAUGCUCUGAUGAGAUUAACUUUAGAAAAAAACACGUUCACAUGACGCAUUUGAAUAGGGAAAAAUGAGAACAUUAAGGGAAAACUCCCCUGUCCUUCUCACCUUCCUUUACAGCACUAACUGUUUUAACAUUAUUGCAUAAAAGACCGACCUCAAACUGAAAACUGCUGACCUCAUCACGGGCACGCGCGGCAGGAGCGUUAACUCAUGAGAGAGAGAGAGCCAUUCUCCAUGUUGAUUGGCUGAGAAGAGGAAACAUAAGAUGAGAUAGAAAACGUGCCGAACUCCAGCUUCUCCUCACAGAGAGUUCAGAAAAGAUGAAGCUAGAUCAAUAAGAAGGCCGAAGAUUACAAUCAAAUUAUGUUUAAAUGCCAUAAAAUUCAGAAAUUAUCGCACAUUAUAGGAUUUUUCUCAUUAUUGAUCGCACAGAGGUGGAAAUUAUCGUACAAAUAUGAUAAUUAACGUACAUCUGGCAACACUGAUGUGUACAUAUGUUUUUUAAUAUAUAUA